Messenger RNA from Lymnaea stagnalis (great pond snail), 1061 nucleotides. The record is from the annotation of a GenBank genome assembly. Lineage: Eukaryota; Metazoa; Mollusca; Gastropoda; Lymnaeidae.
UGUUAACUGUAAAGAAGAUAUUUCAAGAAAUGUUAAUCCUACGAAGUAACUUGAUUGCAUUUUUUUUUAAAUUUGCGGUUCAGCUUAUCAACUUAAAGAAAACGUCAAAUUCACACGGUUAGAAUGUGUGACCGCGUUGUUCAAAUGGCAGAACUCGUCAAAUUAAGGUAAUUCAAUAUGUUUUAUUUAUAUUCAAGUAAAUAACAUUUAACGAAAUUUAGACCUUCGUUAUUCACUGAAUAUUGACUAUCUGUCAAAUUUCCAAAAAGAAGAAGAUAUUUUUUUUUAAUUUAAGAAAAAUAGAAUUAACACAAUUUUACUAAGCAUAGAUUUUAAAAUAAUUUAAUAUGGUUAAUGUAAUAGCUAUUUAAAAAUUGUUCAAAUAGGCUUUUGAAGGAUUGGAGAGUGCAGUGUGGAAUAUCUAUUUCAAGUUUUACUGUUAGUAUAGUUGUCGUAAUUCUUGUAUUGACAACUCAUCCCAGUCUUUCAGAUGCUACUUUUAAAACAGUAAGUAUAAGAAAUGUAUGGGUUUAUAUAUUAUAUAAGGAUAUCGCUUUAAAUGAAUUCAAUAUUGCUCAAUUAAAAUAUAUUAUUUUACCAGCCUCUGUAGUUAUUCAAGUAGAAUUAUUUUACUUAUUAUUGAUAUUUUUUUAGGUCAAAGACGUUAAGCAAAGUCACAACACUUUUACUGAAGCGAAAUGGGGAUUUGAUUACACCAGGCUUUCUGUUUGGCCACAAUGUAGGCAUUAAAAAAAAAUUAUCCAUCAACAUUACUCGUAAAGAGCUACGUGCCUAGCUGGCACGUCUUUUUACAAGAAUGGGAGGACACUUUUUCUUACUUUUUGCUACAACAGGUAGUGGAAGAAGAAAUAGCACCAAUUCAGUUUGAGCCGGUGUGCGUAGACUGUGCUAAACUUUUCAAAGACCCCUUCUCUGGACACUUAAAUGAUCCCAUCUUCAGGAAAUUGCAGAUUCAAAUCCGAGAUGGUCACCGACAGUGCUGCAUCAACGACACUGAUCAAAUGGCGAUACUUGUAAACAUGGUGAGUGUCAUUAUUUAA